AGUUUAAGGAGCAGAAAGGGACUUAACCAAUUAAAGAGCCACACGAAGAGGUAAUGACGGUCUGUUACAAAUGCUAUGAAGAAAAAUACAGCACAAGCAUUCUUCACCUCUGCUGUUGAUGAAAUUUUGAACACACAUAAGAAUUGAAAGAAAAGUAUAAGAAUUGAAAGAAAAGCUGGCUCAGUGGCUCAUGUUGUAUUCCCAGUGCUUUUGGGAGGCCACGGCAGGAGGAUUACUUGAGGCCAGGAGCUAUGAUCAUGCCACUGCUCUCCAGCCUGAGGGGCAGAGCAAAACCCCAUCUCUAAAAAAAAGCCGACUGUAAGCUCCCUGUGGACAAGGCCUGCUCCGUUCAACGCUCGAUCUCCAGCUCCUGACACACGACGCGCUAGGUGCUCAGUCACUAAUGGUCUCGCGAAGGAGUGAUCAGUGAGUGAAGCAGGGGCUGCUGCAUGGGAAAGGUGAGCGGGCUGGAAAUGGGUAGUCCCCGCGGCGUCUCCCAGCCGGGCUCCUCCCGAGGAGGAAGGAAGGAGAGACCCCACCCCGGGUGUAGUCGAGGGGCCAGGAGGGAGGAGGGGAGGGUCGCUCCACCCUGGAGCGGGAAUGCGCCAGGGCAGGUGGCGGUUUCCAGGCAACGACCGAACACAGACGCGAACUGGACGCUGGGGCCGAGCAACCUGAAGCCGGCAGACUCCGACUGGGCCCCUGGGCGGGCGGGACGGACCGCGGCCAAGGAGGGGGCGCUGGACGGGGGAGGCAUGGAGGACGACGAGGAGGAGACCACCGCGUCCACGCUGCGGGGCAAGCCCAGGCAGCCGCCCGUCUCGGCGCAGUCCGCCUUCAGCUACAUCCCGCCGCGGCGCCUGGACCCCAAAGAGCACAGCUACUACUACCGCCCGGCGCGGACAGGAAUUAUUUCCCUCUAUGAUUGUGUUUUUAAGAGGCGCCUAGAUUAUGAUCAGAAGUUGCACCGAGAUGACAGAGAACAUGCAAAAAGUCUGGGACUUCGUGUUAAUGAAGAGGAACAGGAGAGGCGGGUUGGAGUGCUGACGUCUUCUGUCUAUGGGAAGCGCAUCAAUCAGCCCAUUGAGCCCCUAAACCGGGACUUUGGCCACGCCAACCACGUGCAGGCUGACUUCUACAGGAAGAACGACAUCCCCAGCCUCAAGGAACCCGGCUUUGGGCACAUUGCUCCAGCCUGAAGCAUCCCUGUGGCCCACAGGGCAUGUCAUGAUACCCUGUGGGCUGGCAAGGUUGCAUGGAGAGAAAGUGGCGUCUGGAGCCUGCUUUCCCCUUCUCAUGACACCUAGGAGCUUGGCUAUGCCUGUGUUGCAUCUCUACAGUGGGACACAUGAACACUUUAGCAGCCUCCCUCAGGUUGCUGGGGUUAGGAGCCUGACCAACAACACCUUUGGUACAUGUGAAGAGUCUCUGAUGUGAUGAUUUUCAACUGGAAUUAUUUUUGAUCAAAUGAAUCUGAAGACCGAUUCAUUGUGAGCACCUGAAUAAAAUGAAAACUUUGUUUCCCCUCGGUAA
Pongo pygmaeus (Bornean orangutan) is the source of this 1533-nucleotide messenger RNA. RefSeq names its product cilia and flagella associated protein 90 (gene CFAP90). The transcript has 5 exons. The record is from RefSeq and is a predicted model, not a curated record. Bases 450 to 1199 code for a protein of 249 amino acids. NCBI's taxonomy places the organism in Eukaryota, Metazoa, Chordata, Mammalia, Primates, Hominidae.